Molecule: messenger RNA, 1059 nt
Organism: Ylistrum balloti
Lineage: Eukaryota; Metazoa; Mollusca; Bivalvia; Pectinida; Pectinidae
Product: ATP synthase subunit d, mitochondrial-like
Exons: 6
Coding region: 49-876 (275 amino acids)
Biological process (GO): proton motive force-driven ATP synthesis
Molecular function (GO): proton transmembrane transporter activity
Source: RefSeq, a predicted model, not a curated record
GGACACGUUUCACCGGUUGGCUGUGCCCUUGAGAGCAAACAGGAGGCCAUGGCGAGUAAAAGAUUGGCAACGUCUGCCGUCAACUGGAAGGCAUUAGGCGAAAGGGUGUCUGAAGCCAACCUCGCCAAUUUCAAGAAAUUCAAAUUGCUUUCGGAUACCUAUGCAGGAAAGGUUUCUCAGCUCCCAGAAACUUUACCGAAGAUUGAUUUUGCACGCUACAAGUCUCUUGGUGCUCCUGCUGCUGUUGUCGACAGUAUAGAGAAAACUUAUGGAUCUGCCAAGGUAUCCUACCCAGUUGACGCCAACAACAGCGUUGCUAAAAUUGGAAAAGAACUUGACGAGAUGAAAGUUAACAGGACAGCUUAUGUGGCAGAACAAAACAAAACUAUUCAAGACCUAAGAGAAAUGAUUGAUGUCUGCAAAAAAGCAUUCCCUCCAAAAGAUGAAUGGACCAUCCAACUGUACACAGCCUAUUUCCCAGACUGCGUUCCGGACCCAGAGCUUAGGCCAACAAUCUUCCCACAUACAAUGUUGAAUGAAGAAUUCUUUGGAGAUGUUGCUAGGCAGAGUCAGGCAUUUUAUGACUUUGACCUUUCAACUGCCCCAAUGUUUCGGAUGCCUUACAGCAGUACAACCAAGAACGAGUACACGGUUACCAGAGACCCCGAGUUUGUGGAUUUAACCUUCUCAUAUGGAUACAAUCCUACAAAGCAAGAGUUAGAGAAAAUAGAGGCAGAAUGGCCCGGAAAAUCAAAGAAGUAUUGGGAUGAUGUUGAUGCAAAAACCAAAGAAUUUUGGUUGAAGCAUGAAGAGGGAAAAGAACUUUUCAGGGAGUUGAAGGAGACCAUUAUGUCUAAAAUUAGGAGGAAGAAGUAGUCAGGAACAUAGCUAAGCUAAACAGCUAAAGCAAUGAACACUAGUAUGGUUGAAUUUGUGAAUGAAAAUGACUAUUUUAACGUCAUACAUAAUGAAGAGAAAUUGGACAUUCUCUAUUUGUUGUCACAUUCAACAUAAUUACAGUUUCUUUGAAGUGGUAAUGAAUAAAAUUUUGACAAACUA